Messenger RNA from Epinephelus moara (kelp grouper), 2692 nucleotides. It is a transcript of the gene troap, whose product is annotated as trophinin associated protein. Bases 186 to 2201 code for a protein of 671 amino acids. The record is from RefSeq and is a predicted model, not a curated record. The transcript is spliced from 14 exons. NCBI's taxonomy places the organism in Eukaryota, Metazoa, Chordata, Actinopteri, Perciformes, Serranidae.
CCAGGAAGUUGACAGCCCACUGCGGUGAGAAAGGACACAACAAGAGCUCUUUAAGUCUGCACAAAACGCCUGGAAAACCCAAACAUUUACAAUUAAUCGACCAGAACUGCUUUUCUGGAGGCGCAGACGGAAGUAACAGGGGUCCUUUUCUAUUUUUAAAUUGCUCUUCACGCCUUGCUGUCAUUAUGGACUCUUCUCCAGUCCUUCGUCAGCAAAGUCAGAACAAAAUCCACAGUGAUCUCAUGAGAACAAAGAAUGAACAUAACAAAAUGCCACCAUACCCAAAGCCUUCCAAACUCCUCUCUGCGCCUCCCCUUUCCAACCAAAAUACUGAGAACCAGGAUCCAGGAAAUUCAGAAAUGGGUAGGAAGGCACCUGUGCGACCAGGUAUGAGUAGGCUUCCAGUGCUUGCAAAGAGCCUUCAUCUCCAGACUCCGUCCGACUUCAGUCAGUCUCACUGUAGGUGGGAGGAGAAACCUCUGGCUGGGAAACUUAAGAAGAAAAAGCCAGUCACCAGGCCUGUACCUUUCAACCUGUCUCAACCCAAGAGCUCAAGAAUAGCCACUGAAAAUCAACACCCUGUCACUGUUUCACAAUCAAGGACUGGCACUCAUGCUGUCCAGCCUGAUAAGAAUUUAUGCAAUGCUCGUCUAAAAACCCAAAACUUGAAUACAAAACCUGCAGCUAGGUUAAACCGCAAUGUGGACUCAACUAAAGGCACGGGGAAGUCAAGUGGAAAGGUGUCAGAAAAUACAUCCCAGCCCUCCAACACAUUUAAGACUUCAGCCACUUUGUCCAAUCCUUUAUCCUCCGUUUCUAAUAUUGCAAUGCAUCAGUCCAGCGCUGCUUCUUCUGCACAGCCUGCUGUUAAUGCAGACACCUGUUUAGAUAACAUGAGCCUGCUCAGUCUCAAAGAUCCAGCCAAGACAUCCCAAGGUAGUCAGAACAUGCAGCUGACCAUGCAGGGCAGUUCAGCUGAAAAAGGAGAGAACUUUCAAUCUGAUCACACGGCUUUGCUGAGUAUUCUCCGCAACGAAGGAGUAAGCACCACAGGUCUGGGAUCUGGAACUCCACACUCCAAACCCUAUAACUAUCUGCCCCAGCGAGUGUCUGUCAUGAAGAGUCGACAGAAAGCGAGACCCACAAUGGGAUCAGUGAAGUCGAUGCCGUUCUCCCCGGACCCCGCUGCACUGGAAAGUAUCUUGCAGAACGAGGGAGUGAAGGUUGGAGGGCCUGUGGGUGCCACACCCGGAAACUCUGUCUGUCCUUCAGGCAGAGGCACUUCCAUCUACACAGCUCAGAGAGUGCCAGUGAAGAAGAAUCAUGCAGAGGCGAAUGGAGGAGCAAUAGCAAUGGCACUCAAAGAGACUCCGCAGAAGAAAUGGACUCCUCAGAGGGUCCGCAACACCAGACAUCAGCCCAUGUCUGCCAUGAAAUGGCAUCUGUCGACACAAAAGUCACCGUACGUCGGCACUCCCGGGCUGCGGAGCUGCAAAACCAACCUUCAGCCGCACCAGGAGACGAUUGUCCAGAGAUUAUUCGAUGAUCAAGAAGACGAGCACAGCACGAAUGUGAUGGACAAGCAUCCUGAGACACAAGCGGAGCAGCUUCCAGCUCAAGCCGCAACUGCUAAAUCCCUCUGUGAAGAAAAGGUAGAGAUGAGCAGGACAAACAGGGAGGAGGAUGAAAAGGAGAAGGAGCAAAGGAUUGUGGGAGGACAGUCGUUCUUUCAAGCACCACAAAGAGAGUCUGUCAUUUUUUUCUCAACGGGCAAAGCGCUGUUAAGAGCUCCUUGUUUUGAGAAGCAGGAGAGCUCAGCCCGACAUGAGCAGCACAUCCCCGUGCUGCCAGUACAUGAAGACGUGUCAUCUGUGUCAGUGCCAACCUGUCAGAUCAACCCUCCUGUUCAGAGUCUGCACAGAGACCUCAUAGUUCAGAAGACUUGUUCCCUGAGUCCUGCAGUGGCGAUGCUGCGUAAGCGUCUUCCUCCUCUGGAGGAGCUUCGAAUGGACGAGGAGGUGGCCUCCUACACCUCAGUGUCUGUCCCAGAUGCUCCUGGGUUUCUCCCCCCUCGGCCCCGCUGUGGGAACCCAUUGGCGUCUAUCCUGCACAUGGAGGAGUCCUCUAGAUUUGUUCCGAUUGGCUUCGACUUCUCGUCCAGCUGUUCGUCUCCAUGUAGCUCUCCACCUGAGGAGAGAUGACUUUGCACUACAAGUACAGUAUUUGUGUUACUGUUGAUAAGAUAAGUUCACUCUGGUGUACUGAUGAGUCUUUUUUAAUGGAACUGAUUUUGUUUGUCCAACACUGUUGUUGCCAGCCUUAAUACAAGUCCAAAGAACGCUGCUAGGAAUUUUUUUUAGAAACCCUUUUGUCUUAAACAUAUGUAUGAACACUCUCAUGAGAUGCUUUCUAAAGGAAUAAAGGUUAUUUCUGUGAAGUAAUGCAUCUUUUACACUGCAGGCACUCAUGUUUGUCAAUAAUGUAGAUGCACGCCUACUAGAAAAAAUGAAAAAAUGUCUGUUGAAAAAAAAUUACGAACGUUUUUUAUUGAAGACUCCGGCCGUUAUCAGUGUUAUAGCUUUAGGUUACAUAUAGAUCAGGACGGCUCGGAGCAUCGCACCAGUAUCUUGUGUGGGUUCAAAAUGAUAAAUGUUUGUAAUGUACAGUGUUUAUAAUAAAUGUAUAUAUGUAA